AGAGAGAGCUGCAGCUCCGAUAAGGAGAAAAACGUAACGAGAAAGGAAGGCAAAGAGAGGGGAGCGAUCCGAUACUCUGUUUCUGGUCUUCCAGCAGUAAAAAGCAAUAUUUCACAAGGAGCUGCGAUGCCAUCUGAGAAGUAAAACCCCCACGAAGGUUUUGAGACGUUUUUUUGGACUCGGCUGCUUUCUUUGUGAAACCUUUUAAUCUAAUUUUUACGCCACUCUGCAAACAGUCACAACUCGCCGCUCGCGUUCUGCUUUUGUUCAUUUUGGUUUUGAGAGACAUAAACCUCAGUGGUUGGCUCACGUUUUGGAUUUUCAGCUUGUUUUUCCUCGCCAGUUUGUGACUCUGACUCUGCCGGAGCGGAGCGGGCAGGAGGAGAGGAGCUGUCCGGUGCUGAAACAUGCACGGAGUUAAAUACCAAAAAUCUACAGCGUAAAGCUAACAAACAGGAGAAAAGGGACAUUUAAAUUUUCAUUUACGACCAACUGGAGUUCCACUGGUCUUCCAGAGCUAGGUUUUAACUAUAAAACACUUUUUUUUUGUUGUUGCUGAAAACAAAGAAGCACAGGAGAAACACUAAAAAUAAUGUCUCUACUUUUGAAUUCGACGCUAUAGGAAGCCAAGAGAUUAAAUUAUAUGCGAAAAAUCAACUGAUUCCCAUCACUGGGUGCAGACUUAAGAGGAUUAGGGAAGAGAAGAAAAGCGUGUGUUAAUCGUAUGAGCGCAGGAGCAGCGACUGUCCCACCAUGCCUCGGUCUUUCUUAGUGAAGAAAGUCAAACUGGACGACUUCUCUGCUGCUGCACUGGAGACCUCCUACAGCCGGAGAGAGGAGCUCAGUCUGCGGUUCCACAAUCAUGACAAAGAUUACGUCAGUGAUUAUCUAAGUCCGAAUCCCUAUGAAGACGUGGUGGGAAGUGAUUCCUCAGUCAUCUCUAAAGUGCCCUCGCCGAGCCACUCAUCAAUCAUCUACGGCCACAUUAACAACACCUAUUCAGGUAUCCACAGCGACAUCCAUGGGGACUCGGACCAGCCGGACAGUCCGAGGUCUGAGGUCUCGUCCUCAGCCGGCGGGUACAUUAACGGAGACGCCGCCGUGAGCGAAGGAUACUCAGUAGACGCGUUUUUCAUCAUGGAUGGACGGUCACGAAGAAAAGCAGCGGCAAGCCCACGAGGGGCAACCCAGAGGCACACAUGCAGCGAGUGCGGCAAAACCUACGCCACAUCCUCCAACUUGAGCCGACACAAGCAGACGCACAGAAGCAUCGACAGCAAGAUGGCCAAGAAGUGCCCGACGUGUGGGAAAGUGUACGUCUCCAUGCCCGCCAUGGCAAUGCACCUGCUCACCCACGACCUCAAGCACAAGUGCGACGUGUGCGGGAAAGCGUUCAGCCGACCGUGGCUGCUGCAGGGUCACAUGCGCUCGCACACCGGAGAGAAGCCCUUCGGUUGCGCGCACUGUGGGAAAGCCUUUGCUGACCGAUCGAACCUGCGUGCCCACAUGCAGACUCACUCAGCCUUCAAGCAUUACAAGUGCAAGCGGUGCAACAAGACGUUUGCGCUCAAGAGUUACCUGAACAAGCACUACGAGUCUGCAUGCUUUAAGGGGGCUUUUUCCCCACUGAGCUCAUUGAGUGAAUAAGAGACUCUGAAAGCACAUCUAGGGUUUAUUUACUUAACUUACAUCCGAUUUCUUCUGCUUUACUCCAAAAGAUUAACCAGAGUGCAACAAAGGAGAAGUUUUUUUUUCUCAUUUCGCAGACCUAUCAGUUAUUUUUAUUUGAAGGUUUAUUAAAAAACUUGAGAGAACCUGAUAGGAUUUAUCCCCCAGUGAGGUAAACUAAAGCACAGCACAUCUAGUGCAUCAUAUUUUGAGAUCUAUUUGUGUCCAUAUCAAUCCGCGUCAGAUGUUUUUCUACCAACGAGGAAACGACACAAAAGCACAAUUGCUCCUCCACGUCUCUGUCUUUUCUCAGAGUUUAUGUGAUCAAGCAUAGAAUCCACCAUCUUAACAAAUUAUUUUCAGCUUUUUCAGACACAAAGAUUCAUGAUCUAAGGAUAAUUCUUGUGUCUUGUUUUCAGUGAAACUGAAGCUUGCAAGAAAAUGCAAAUGAAUCAGAAGAAUAAUCAGUGUUCGGCUUUUUAUGGUAAAAAUUACAAACAAAAAUGAAACUCAUACAUUAUGUAGAUUAAUUACACAUGGAGUGAUAUAUAUAAAGUAUUUGAUGACUAUAGUAUGAAGAAAAUAAAAACCCAAAAUUGACCUUCUCAUAUUACGUGAUUUUUAAUGGAGAAAUGUAGGUUUUGGCCUAAAAAAUCUUGGUAGACUUUCUAAUUACACUUCAGACAAUCAUCAAUCUUCCAUAUGGAGAAUAAGCCACAAAAAGUCACUGCACAAAAAGCUGAUUGUUCACAGAAUGAUGCAAGCAUCCAAAAUUGAGUGGAAGGAAAACAUUUAGCAGAAAAUUGUGCACAAGUAACACAGUAUGGAUUUAAUUUGAGAUAAAUCAGGUUCAUCAUAAUGAGCAGAAAUAGGAAUUUUAAAUUUGUUAUAUUCAGACAGAUCAUUGAAUUCAGGUGAUCCAGUAACUUCCAUGGACAGAUGUGUCUGAAAUCAAAAUGUACAAACAAAUUAGUGUAUAUUGUUCUCUGUGUAAUAAAUCUAUACAUUUUAUGAGUUUCACUUUUUAAAUUGAAUUGCUAGGAACAACUUUAAGUCCAUUAAGUCAGAGUAUCUAUUAUAUUCUCUUACACUACAACAUGCUUUCAUAUCGUUGAACCACAAUGAUUUCCACACAAACCACAAGGACUUGUUUCACAGUUGUGAAAACGAGUAAGACCCACUUUUCCUAAAAAUGCAUUGAAAAUAUAGAAGUGGCAGAAAAAAACCUUAAGUUCUUUUUAAUAUUUAAUGCCAAUUGGCUUCUGAAAAAGUAAAAAUUAUCCUCUGUAAGUAAAAUGAUCCUCUGGUUAAAUAUUAGCACAAAACACAAAGUAAGCCAUCAGGCUGCUCCAAAAUGAUGUUCUCUUAAUGCCUAAAUCUAAUGUUUAUAUGUUUUUUUUCAUUAUUUAUUUGUCAUUAUUCAAAAGGAAUACGGACAUUAAAAAUGUCUUUCAUUCCUUUAAUAGGGUUAAACCUUUUCCAGUGUUUUAAAAUUAUUUAUUUAUUUAUUUAUUUGUUUGUUUAUCUUGUAUUAUUUUGCACUUUAUUGCAGUAUUUUGCCUUUGUUACAAAUAUGCCAAAGCAUUUGACACUUUGUAAACGUUGAGUACCUUUUUUAUUUUUGCCACUUUAAGUAUCCAAAACCUUUGCAUGCAAAAAAAAAAGAAAAGAAAAAAAAAAAAGCAGUCUAAAUAACAGAAACUAUGCCAAUUUUUUAAUAUAUUUUUUUGCCAAACUGCUUAGAUAAGAGGCAAGUGAAGCAGCUUUUCUGACGGGGGCAAUAUUCUGUUCACAUCCGACUGAGCAAUAAUGCAUGAUAUGUUCAAAGAAGCGCUGGUCAUAGCUGCUUGUAAGUUUUUUAAACGUUCAACUACUUUUAUUCUACAUAGUUGCAAGAAAUUAAAUUUCAGGGAGUUAGCGAACAAAGCGUUGAAUAAUAGAUGGGUUAGGAUAAGAGCUCUAAAUUUACAGGAACUGUGUUUCUGCUGCGACUCCAGGGAAAUCUUUCUGGACUUUUUCCUAAUUGGGGAUUCUUUAAAUAUUUACAAUAAGACCUCAGCAACCAAAAGUAUUUAAUCUCUGUCACAAAGCCUCCUUGUCAAAAUUAGAUGAUGGGAUCAUUAGCUUUUUGAUCACAUUAGUGUUACUGCAAGCUAUUAAAUGCUGCUGAGAUUCACAGAAAUGAAUCAGCUCCUUGAUUUGGAGAGCUCUGGGUCGGGUUGAGUUGGGCCGGGUCUUUUUGUACGUGGGUUUUUGCACUGCCUGACUUGUAUUAAUAUUCUAAAAUAUUGUAGAAAGUAGAAGGUAGAUCUCUGGUGCUGAAACAUGGAUGAACUUGAACUUCCGCCACACUGUAUUAGGUUACAACCACAACUUUUUGGUGUGUUUUAUUGGGAUUUUAUGCAAAGUUAUGAAGUGGAAGGAACACAAUACAUGCUUUGUAGAAAAACUUUGCUAGAAAAAAAAACAAAGCAAUUAAAAAGUCGCUUUUUGGCUUAUCUGUACCACAUUUACACAUCUACAUACUGAAAUAUCGUCUAAUUCUUCUUUGGAAAGUAGCUGGAGCUUCAUUUGACCAAAUUGAGAAUAUAAAUGAGCAGCAACUUUCAAGUUUUGCCACAGACUCUUGAUUUUUGUGGUUCAACUUUGAUUUGGGUUAUUCUAACAUGGGUAUAAGCCUUGAUCUAAACUUUGUGUGUUUAGGGUUGUUGUUCAGUAAAAAGUAAAAAAAUAUUAGAAAGUAUUUUUUAGUCUAGUUUCUUGUUUUCUUAUUACACAUGGAAAAAAUACUAAAGUUACUCAUGAGUAAUUUUUUAGCAAGAAAUAAGAGCUUUUUUUAAGUCAGUAUCAAGUAUUUGUUGCAAUUGCAGAUUAUUUCAUUUAUAACAAGGGGAAAAUGUCUCGUCAUAAGUGAAAUAAUCCACCAAUUUAACUGGAACCUUUGCAUCAAUAUUAAGGAAUUAUUGACUUAAAACAAGCUCCCAUAUCUUACUGAAAAGUUACUUUGUCUCAUUUCAGGUGUAAUAAGAUAUUUGAACUAGAAACUAGACAAAAUACUUGGUAAAAUGUUUUUGUUUUUGCAGUCUUAGUAAUUUGCAGCUUCUAACAAGUUUACUUAAAGAACUGCCCUGAUUUUAGUUCCAACUAUAACCUGCUUGCUUUAAAUGCUUAAGAACUGCUCUGUUUAAUGUAUGAAAUGCACUGUUUUCUGCCACACAGAAUAGUUGGGAAGCAGGCUAAGAAAAGCACAAUUUAGUGUCAAAUGAACAGGUUAUAUUGUCUUAUACACCUGAUGACACCCUGUGCUGCUCCUGGUAAACCAUCAGGAGUUCUUGAGGUUUUCUGUCGUAAAAUAAAGGCAGAUAAAGUUUACGACUAAAACAUAUCCUGUCCACAGAUUCUCUCACCUGAGCUGUGGAUCUGUGAAGCUCUUCCAGAUUCACCAUGGGCCUCUUGGCUGCUUCUCUGACUAAAAGUCUCCUCCAGCCCGUUAGCUUUAGAGCUUGACCGUGUCUGGGUAGGUUUGUGGAUGUACCGGCCAGUUUCCAUUUUUGCAUGAAUGAAACUUCUCCAUCUCUUCCUCCCUGGCCCGUCUGUUGUGCUACUGUUUGUUCACCAACGUUCUCAAGCAAAGCCUCUGACGUCUCCACAGAAGAACUGUAUUUAUACUAAGGCUGGUAACGUUAACACAUGAGAUUAAUAUUAAAAUUGUAAAGCACACAUGUUGCAAAACUUAGAUUAAUCGAUGAUAUUUUGACCUAAAAGCCAAAACUUUCUGAGCUUCUCCAGCAGAGCGUUUUGUAGUUCAGCAGCAUGUUGUGGUCCUGACACCUGGGGUGUGAUAAACGACAACAAAAGAUGAAAGUUUAACAAAAGUUUAACAUUUUUCAAGUUUCUUGUGUUGCGUCACUAGCCCACAUGUUGCACACCUACACACACAAGCUACACAUUUCACAUGCACAAAUUACGCCGGUGGUUUUCCUGGACAAGCGACUGUCGCCUCAACGCACAAGUUCUAUUGGAUAUUUAACGUUUAAAACAAAACGACUUCCUGUAAAGCCUGAGAAAAAACUGAGAAUCUUCAGACAUGUUGGGUUUGAGACGAUAAAAGAUUUUUUGAAAAUGUGCAUGCAGGGCUAGGUUUUUUUUUUUAAAAUAUUGAUCCAGGGUGAGAUCACGGAUCUUUUCUGUCAGUUUUCCCCUGAACAAAUUUUCUACUUGUGUUCAGCGGCGUUAAGUACUGGGAGACAUUACCAGCUUUCUGCAGCUAAAAAAACUAAUCAGAUAACUUCUUACGUUUUAACAGGUUAGACUGCGGCUAGACAGGCUUGUACAAAUUUGUCCGUGUUUAUAUUUCAAGAUUGCAAAGUUAGGCAUAGUAAUUAAUCUUUAAUCACAAAGUGCGAUUAAUCUGGUACUUUUUAAAAUCAAUUGGCAGAUGUAGUUUAUACUGAGAUUAAAUUACAAAUAGGUGGAUUCUGUUUGCUAAUUAAGUGGCUUCCCACUUGGUUGAACUAGAUUUUAUUUAGUGGUUUCGGAUUUAAGACGAGAAAAUACAAAUCCCUAAACUAAUUAGAAAAUUUUUAUUUAAAAAAACCCCAAAAAAACAAUGCAUGUAUCUUUCCACUUCAAUCAUCUUCCAGUUGAGCCCAAUUUAAUGUUUGUUUAGCACAUAAAAUUCCCAUAAACUGUAUUAAAGUUUGUGACUGUAACAUGAGACUGUUAAGAGUUCGACAAGGAGCAGCUUUGCAGUCGGUUUGUGCUGAUUGAGGGUCUCUGAGUCUUUGAAGAGAUUUGAGAUUGGACUUUUUUCAGAUCUAAACGUUAAAGUGUGCGACUCUGUCUUUGCUGCUGUCUUUCACAACAGAAAGAACAAACAUGGUCAAUAUUUCAGCACCAGAGAGCAUCUCUGAACACUUAGACUCUACUAUGAAUUACUGUAGCCUACUAUAGCCACAAGGUAGUUAAACUAUUCUUAUAUAAAAGCACUUCCUCUUACAAAUUAUAUCUCACAACUCUUUUUGAGUCAGAAGUAGUAGCACAGUGAAAGAGUUUAGAAUCAGGUAGAAAAUGCCUUGUAUGUAGAAAUAACAACCUCCUUUUCCCUUUUCUAGUGUGAUGAAGAAAAUGUUAAAAAAAACAAAAAAACAAAACAAAAAUAAUGCUGGCAACACACAGGCUGUACUGUCCUUUAAUAACAUGAGAAAAUAUUCAACAAAAAAAGAAAAGUGACGCCUCCAGUUUGCAGAAUGCUGUGCCAUUUUUGGAAAUAUUUCUGAAAGCAUCAACACAACACCUUUUUUAAGAGCAAACAAGAAUGCCUCUAUUUUGCAGCUAACGGCCUUGAACAAACGAACUGAUGUGACUUUGGAGUCGGACUAUUUCUACAGAUCUGUACAGUUAGGAUGACGACGAAGACGACGAUGAUUAUUUUUACUGAAGCUUCCUGUUAUAAGCUCUUCCUCUGAGGUUUGUUUGGACCUCCAGUUGGGUUGGUGACGAUGUAAAGCACAAUGAAAACACUCAAAAUUGGUUUCACUUCCUAAAUAAAAGCUACUUUAAA
Molecule: messenger RNA, 7231 nt
Organism: Gambusia affinis (western mosquitofish)
Lineage: Eukaryota; Metazoa; Chordata; Actinopteri; Cyprinodontiformes; Poeciliidae
Product: transcriptional repressor scratch 1-like
Exons: 2
Coding region: 754-1647 (297 amino acids)
Biological process (GO): regulation of DNA-templated transcription
Molecular function (GO): RNA polymerase II cis-regulatory region sequence-specific DNA binding; DNA-binding transcription factor activity, RNA polymerase II-specific
Source: RefSeq, a predicted model, not a curated record